Messenger RNA from Aspergillus clavatus NRRL 1, 570 nucleotides. RefSeq names its product protein ccpA (gene ccpA). NCBI's taxonomy places the organism in Eukaryota, Fungi, Ascomycota, Eurotiomycetes, Eurotiales, Aspergillaceae. The record is from RefSeq and is a predicted model, not a curated record. The transcript is spliced from 2 exons. The coding region runs from base 1 to 570 and encodes 189 amino acids.
AUGCAUUUCUCUCAGCUUUUUGCCGUGGCCUUGGCCCCCGCAGCCGUCGUUGCCCGUUCGGCAGGUUCUGCUAUGGUCUCUCUCAGCUCGCUGGACGAGUGCAAGAAUGGCUUCCCAGACGAACAGGGUCAGGUGCACCAACCCUCGCCCGUGGUCGCCAGUCCGUAUACUUGUGAAAGAGUCGCGCUCAACCACGACGAGCUGUUCUUUGCCUUCCAUGCGAAGCUGAUCGGCUCUGAUACCGCUUCCUACUGUAGGGGUAUCAAGGUUUACGACAAUGACCACUGCGAUGGCUCCCCUCGGUAUUUCGUUCCCUUCCAUGGGGACAAGUUGGAUGUGCAGGAUCGCUGUGUCCACGAGGACUACUUCGAUAAUGAUGUGAAAUGGUUGGGGAUCCAGCUGGAUUGUGAGGACGAAGGAGAACCGAAGACUGCCAAGAAGAAGGAGGAGGAGGUAGCUCAGCCAGUUGCACCCAAGCCUGUUGCAUCUCAGCCGGCUGCCCCUGCCCCUGCGCAGGCAGCACCUCAACCCGCUGCGGGUCCCCUUGGCAUCAUCCCGGGUAUUCUGUGA